This is a messenger RNA of Pygocentrus nattereri (red-bellied piranha), 3154 nucleotides long. It is a transcript of the gene ilf3a, whose product is annotated as interleukin enhancer binding factor 3a. Gene Ontology annotation, molecular function: single-stranded RNA binding; double-stranded RNA binding. The record is from RefSeq and is a predicted model, not a curated record. The coding region runs from base 149 to 2662 and encodes 837 amino acids. Gene Ontology annotation, cellular component: precatalytic spliceosome. NCBI's taxonomy places the organism in Eukaryota, Metazoa, Chordata, Actinopteri, Characiformes, Serrasalmidae. The transcript is spliced from 19 exons.
CGCGGGACCGGAACAGGAAAAAGAGUGUUGCAGGUUAGCCGAGCUAGAUUCAGUUGAGCUACAGUUGACAACGCUAAGAUAAGCUGUAUUUCAGCCCCUUUCCUGCACUGCACUGUAAAGGAGACUUCAGCAACGGGAGGACUUCACCAUGCAGAGGGAGAGAUUUCCGCACCCUGCGUGGGACGAACACCAAGCGUACGAGGAGCUGCUGUACUGGGACAGCCUGAUCCAGGAGGGGCACACGCUGCACCCCCGCGAUUAUGAUAGGUUUGAGGAGUUGCGGUACUGGUAUGACUGCCUGUGCUACGAGGAGGAGCUCCGACACUAUCACGCUUACAUGGCCGAGUGGAAGAAGAGACAGGCUGAGUUCCCUCACGGAGAACCGGCCAUGAAGCCUCCACCUCAGCGCACCUUCAUCAAUGAGGACCGGCACGUAAAUGCCAAACACACCAGUGUGUAUCCGUCCCCAGAAGAGCUACAGGCUGUGCAGAACAUGGUGUCCCAAAUAGAACAGGGGCUGAAGGCUGUUUCUGAUUGGCUGGACGAGCAGGAACCAGCCAAUGGUGCCUCUCAAAGUGAGGGGUCAGCAACCAAACUGAAGGGAGUUCUGCGGGUUGGGUUGGUGGCGAAGGGGCUGCUCCUGAAACAGGAUUUGGACCUGGAGCUGGUUCUGCUCUGCAGUAAUGCACCAACCAGUACAGUACUUCAGCUCAUCACCACUAAACUCACUGAAGUCCUAAAGACGCAGACGGAUGACGAGUACGUGGUCACUCCGUCAGCGGCCGACGCUGCUAUUCUGGUGAAGACUGUGAAGGAGCCGGUGCUGAACCUGCAGAUCCACUUGACGUCCCCGAUGGUCCGAGAGCAGACAGAGAAAGAAGGCUCUGGAGAGUCGCAGUCGACCUCGGCCCCCCCGGACACGCUGGACAGGCAGAAAUGCCUGGCUUCUCUCGCCGCUCUCCGACACGCCAAGUGGUUCCAGGCUAAGGUUAACAAUCUGCAGUCAUGUGUGAUCGUGAUCCGUAUCCUUAGAGACCUCUGCGCAAGAAUCCCCACGUGGGCUCCUCUCAAAGGAUGGGCUCUGGAGCUGCUGUGUGAGAAAGCAUUGUCCACCAGCGAUCGGCCGAUGGGUCCGGGAGAAUCUCUGAGGAGAGUGCUGGAGUGUCUGGCAUCAGGAAUCUUACUGGAGGACGGUCCAGGUGUUGCUGACCCAUGUGAGCGGGAAAGUAUGGAUGCUAGUGGCCACCUAACCCGACAGCAACGUGAGGACAUUACCCAGAGUGCACAGUUUGCUUUGCGGCUGGCUGCGUUUGGGCAGAUGCACAAAGUUCUGGGGAUGGACCGUCUCUCACCCAGAGCGGCCCGCAUGUUCAGUGACCUACACUACACAUCACAGGUCCCGGGAGCUUUUCCAGGUCCGUAUGUCCCGAAGCGUCCGCUGGAGCCAUAUGCAGAUGAGGACCCCAAUGUGCGGAAGGCCAAAUUCCCCCGGAAAGAGUUUCGUGUUGAGCCUGCUAACGCUCUGAUGAAGCUGAAUCAGCUGCGACCUGGUAUCCUAUACCGCCUUAUCUCCCAGACCGGCCCUGACCACACACCCCAGUUCACCAUGGCCAUCGAGGUGGAUGGUGCAUCCUACGAGGCCACCGGGUCAUCCAAACGCAGUGCUAAACUGCUUGUGGCGCAGAAGGCACUGCAGGCUCUGGGCAUGUCCACAGGCUCAGAGACAAAAGCAGCCAGUCAGAGCCAGGGUGCGGAUGGUUCUGCUACGGCAGCCGGCGACACUGGGACAGAGGGAGAAGGGAGUGCAGGAGAGGAUGGAUCUGAGUCUGCGUUACAGGGCGGUCCCAUCCUCACCAAACACGGGAAGAACCCCGUUAUGGAGCUGAACGAGAAGAGGCGGAGUCUGAAGUAUGAGGUCGUCGCUGUAAAAGGACGCUUUAACGACAAAACCUUCACUAUUGAGGUGGAGGUGGAUGGUCAGAAGUUUCAGGGUUCUGGUUCUAAUAAGAAGCUGGCGAAGGCUAACGCUGCACUGGCGGCUCUGGAGAAGCUCUUCCCAUACAGCUCCGUCUCAGACAGCCUAAAAAAGAAGAGAUUUCCUCCUGUGGGCUUUGGCAGUAUGGCUGGGUUAGGGUUUAACUCUGCUGCCAGCAGGGGGCGUGGCAGGGCCCGGGGACGGGGCAGAGGAUUCAACAACACAAGCUCCACUUUCAAAGGUGUGGGUGGUGCAGCAGUAAGCAGUACAGCUAUUGGCGGUGCUGCAGAUGUGAGCGGUUCCACGUACAGCAGCACCGAAUCCGGGCAGAUUGACAAAGAUACGACAGCCCAGUCUGACUCUGCCGGCCCGGACACGCCCACCUACCAGGCCGUCCCGCCCCCCGCUGCAGGGUACUACAACCAAUACAGCCAGGCCUACUCACAGUUCAAGAAAACUGGACAGAACCAGAACCCAAGUCAGGCUCCCCUGGUUGGGCCAGAUUACGGAUACGGUUACCCCAACCAGGCCACGGUGGGGCAAGACUACAGCUAUGGAGGCUAUGGUGGUCAGUCAUCGUUCGGUCCUCCUGGAACCACCUCACAGGAUUAUGGGUACCAUCAGAGUGCCUACCCAAACCUUGGGGGUUACAGCAGCGGCAGCAACACUAGUUACAGCUACAGAUAAACCCCCCUGCUCACCUGCACCCGCCCCCACCCUACCCACCGGGUCCCUCUAACAGCGCCUCCUGGAGCCCUGCAGAGAGAGAACCACUGGUUCCUGCUCUGUAGAUUCAGAGUCUGUUCAGUUUAGUUGGCUCUGUCUGCGUUAUUUUUGUUACUGGAACUUGUAGUUCAUUUGUGGUUCCCGACGGCUUCUUGGUUAUCUGUUUAUUUUAACCCUGCGGUGAUUCAUGAGGCUGUCUGAGCGGAGAGGAAGUCUCCACAUCAUCCCGUUUAUUCUGUUCUUCCAUCAGGAACGUUUCCAUCGGCUCGUUCUCUCCUUCCUCAUCCGAGUGAAUGUGAACUAGAAAGCACGUCUGAUUACCUGCCGACCUGAGAGCAGUGUCUGUGUUCCGUUAUCGUUCUCUCCCACUUGCUCUUCUGGCUGUAGCCUUGUGGUUUUAAUUUGUUUGUCAUAUCACUGGCCACGAAAAAAUAAAACAUUUUCUAUUUUUAA